Auanema sp. JU1783 is the source of this 3525-nucleotide messenger RNA. The record is from the annotation of a GenBank genome assembly. NCBI's taxonomy places the organism in Eukaryota, Metazoa, Nematoda, Chromadorea, Rhabditida, Rhabditidae.
AUGGGACACACUCCCAUCAUCAGUAUUGAGACCCAUCAUCGUUCAUACCUUCAAACUGCUACGAAAAUAAUGGAAAAGCACCUAGGGAAGCCACAGGCAAAGCAGUUCAUGUUUCUGGUGUCCCUUAUUUGUCUGCCCCAUGUAAAAGGCUUCCCAUGCCGGGAAUCGAACCCGGGCCGCGUGGGUCGGUUCCCUACUUUGUAUUCUGGUGUUCACAGGUCUGAAACCAAUCAUUUCGUUUAUGUUUGUAUGCCCCUUUCUGUCGAUGGUCGGAAUUGGAGAAACGUUAUUAGCCAACGUAUCGAGUUUUAUCCUGGUUCCUUGUGCGGAAAGGCUUGUCCCGCUCUUGAUUUCAGUGGAAAAGGUUUGGAUGUCAUUUCGAGACCUGAAGAAUUUGGAGUUAGUAGUCGCUUGGUGGUUGGCGAAUCAUAUUACGACUUACAAUGUAAACCAGGUCAUAAAUAUAACUCGUCAGUGCACGAUGUUUCUGGGAAGCAAGUACUUUUCUGUGACCCAAAAACCGGGAGUUACAUAGAUUUCACAAAUAACAACAAAACUCAGGCAUUUGUUGAAGGUUGUAGUAUGGUUUCUGGUAGUGGAUGCCCUGAUUUGAGUGUUCCAAAUAGUGUUAUAACAUACAGUAACUGUGAUAAUGGAUACAAAAGUGGUUGUAGAGUGACUAUGAGUUGUGCAACGGGAUACAUUCCUAUGAACGUGAAGUAUCAUGAAACUGGUACACAAACAUUAAUUUGCUCCUCUGGCUCUGAAUGGGAGGAAGAAAAUGGUCAAGAUAAACCAGCAAUCUUGCAGUGUGUCGCUGCAUGUAGAAUGGAUAACACAACAAUUGAUGCGAAUGUACUGAUAUCUAGAAACACAACGAGAAAGUUUUUAGUGCUAGGUGUCACUUACAUUUUAGAAGGAGAUUCUGUCUUCAUCAAAUGCCGUGGGGAUUCUAUUAUUUGGGAACAAAAUAUUGAACUCACUCAACAAGAGCAUCUUUUCGUUUGCGGUGGAGGACCACUCGGUUUUAUUCGAAAUGAGGACCACAUGUCCACUGUUCAACUUGGCGAAGGAUGUGUUCCAACCUGUUCAUCUCUACCAACAUCGAAUUUGGGCAAUUUGAACCUAGUCGUAAAUAUUCCCACAAUCGUGCAGUAUCUCGGGAAGUCCUUAGUUGCUAACGGUUUGGAGUAUACUUUCAGUUGCAAAGAAAAUUAUAUGUAUCCGAGUGGAAGCUCUCCUUCUCUAACUGGGUUAGAAAAAUUCCGUUGUGAUGGUAUCAAUGGGGAGUUUAUCAAUUCAGUCACCAAUCAAGUGUAUCACGCACCAACAGCGUGUACGCGAAGUACUUAUCUCGAUGAAUGUAUUAAAUUGAUAUCAGAUGAAUCUAGAGUAAUUCAAACAAUAUAUCAAUGUCAUGAUGCUGGUGAUAAUUUCUAUCGCGCAGGAUGCUCUAUUACAUCAAAGUGUUUACCGAAUUUUAUGCCUGAAUCCAAUACUUAUUACAUUCCUUCUGGUGAACAGAAAAUAAUUUGUGGGGAUGGAGGAGCAGGAUGGAGAGACCAGUUUGGAAACAUUAUAUCGGAAGGCUUCAAGUGCGUACCUGGUUGCAAACCAUAUGAAAAUUCUCAUGAAUAUAUACGUAUACAUGAGAAAACCUUUUACAUAAACGGAUUGAAGAUCGAAUGCAAAGAAAUAGAUGUCAUAAAGAAUCAAACAAGCUCUCAUAAUCAUCCUUAUUUCUGUGAAGACAAUAGUUCUAACAACUCAACCGACAAAGGAUGUACCAAUGCUUGUAAGCAGAUUGUAACUCUCCCCGCUGGUGUUGAAAUUUUCAAAGUUCUAAAUAUCAUAAGACUCGUAGAUCAACAUACUUUCCAGAACCCAGAGCCGAAACAGUUAGAGGAAGGGUAUCCGUAUAUUGCUGGAAACUCUGAAUAUGUUCUCCGUUGUCAGAAUGGGUUCACUUAUGAAUCAACUUCGAGUCAUUCGAGUUUGGGACGCCAAACUCUCCGUUGCAAUCCAACAACAAAUCAGUAUGAUGACAUUGACACGAAUAUAACAAAUGCCAGGAUUGAGUCUUGUGUUGAAUCUCAAGGGUGUCAAGUUAUGACCCUGCCACCCAAUGUAUUAGAAACUGUUCAAAGUUCCGGAUGUACUCGAACCGCAGGCUUCUUUAGCAACGGUUGUACAAUCACUUAUCAAUGUACACCUGGAUUUUUCCCGAGCGAUCGCUAUACACUAUAUUUCGGAUCACAAACAGCUCAAUGUUCUAGUUCAAAUAAAACUUGGUUAGAUAGAGAUGGAAAUCCAUUCACAUCUAUAACAACAUGCUCUUACGGUUGUGCAAAUUUGAAUCUAACUGAACUGGUGACUUUGCAGUAUGAAUCCACGGAAAUAUUUUAUGAAACGUUUUCCGACUUAGAGGCGGACGAUUUUGAAUGCUAUUCGAGAUCAAUGUACACAACCUUAAUCGAAGUUAUACAACAAGUGAGGCGCAACAGCUAUAUUUGUCCAAAGCAGACUCAUACCAAUCAAACUCAUAUAAGCGGAAACCAAGAAUUGUUAUGCAAAGAUGCUUGCCCAGUUCUUCUAUCCAGUGGCUUGCCAGAAGGUGUUCAGUUCUCAAAAAAUCCAAUAGUAUUCAACCCGUAUAAUCAAGCAGCGUUUCUUGGAAUCAACAAAACAGUUGUUUUGCAAUGCCAAACGGGAUAUGAAUAUUUGACUGGUAGCGUAUAUUCUUCUGCUCGUAAACAGGAGUUUCUAUGCGAUUCAUCUUUGAAAUAUUUUGAUAUACAAGCGAACACCUUCAACUCUGUCAUACAGCCGUGUACACAAGUAUCAGGAGCCCAAGCUCCAGCUGCUUCAAAUGUUAACCGAACAAAGGAUAUCAAUUGUGAAGAAAGCAACGGUAUUUAUAGAGUAGGAUGCAAGCUGACUGUGAAAUGUAUAGAAGGAGCUUACCCGAGCAAUCCAUUGUAUUUCCAACUGGCCGAGCAAAACCUUGAGCUAAUCAUGGAUCCCGUCGUAGGGGUCGUUUGGGUCGAUAGUAUAACCAGAACAAAAGUUGAUUAUCUCUCCUGCUCCCUGGGAUGUUUACCAUUAUCUAUUAUAAAUCUGAAUAUCACAACUACCACUUCAAUUGCUAGAUAUGGAAGCGUUACAGCGAGAUGUCAACUUAAAAGCGAAGACCUGUCCAUCGGAUUGUUGCCCAAUGGCACGGCAAGAUACUUCUGUGAACUUCAAGGAGGAGGAACACAUGUUAACACUACAUCUCCUUGUACGAAUGUUUGUGAAAUUCCUAACUAUGACAAAACUCUGACAGUUCGAGUAGUUAUGCCAAUGGCUGUACCAUUCUCACAAUACAUGGUACUCACUUCACCUAUGAGCGCUUUGUGUCCUCCAGGAAAACAGUGGCCUAGUUUGGGACAAGCUCAGAGAGGACUAGUUUGCAGUGAAAACAACGAAGUUAGAGACAGUUUGACCAAUACAAUUGUGCGAUACAUAACUGACACAUGUGCAUAA